This is a messenger RNA of Drosophila hydei, 1650 nucleotides long. RefSeq names its product lachesin (gene DIP-alpha). Gene Ontology annotation, cellular component: neuron projection. The record is from RefSeq and is a predicted model, not a curated record. The transcript is spliced from 9 exons. Lineage: Eukaryota; Metazoa; Arthropoda; Insecta; Diptera; Drosophilidae. Bases 1 to 1650 code for a protein of 549 amino acids.
AUGCGCAUCAUCUCCAAGCUGCAGCUCUAUCGCUUCUACCUGGUGCUCAUCGAUCGCAAUGAGAAAAUGCUGAUCGCAGUACUGUUGAUAGUCGCGCUCGUCGAAGCGAUUGGCGCCUUUCAACCGGAGUUUGUGGAAAGCAUUUCGAAUGUUUCGGUUGCUGUCGGCCGCGACGCAACCUUCACCUGUCACGUGCGCCACUUGGGCGGCUAUCGCGUGGGCUGGCUGAAGGCCGACACGAAAGCCAUUCAGGCCAUACACGAGAACGUCAUUACGCACAAUCCACGCGUCACGGUCAGCCACCUGGAUCAGAACACCUGGAAUCUGCACAUCAAGGCCGUCUCCGAGGAUGAUCGAGGCGGCUAUAUGUGCCAGCUGAAUACGGAUCCAAUGAAGAGUCAGAUUGGCUUCCUGGAUGUUGUUAUACCGCCGGACUUCAUCAGCGAGGACACGUCGUCCGAUGUAAUUGUGCCCGAAGGCAGUUCCGUGCGCUUAACAUGUCGCGCACGCGGCUACCCGGAGCCCAUUGUGAACUGGCGCCGUGAGGAUGGCAGCGAAAUUGUGCUCAAGGACAAUGCCGGCACCAAGACCUUGGUGUCCUCGUUCCGUGGCGAGGUGUUGAAGCUGACGAAAAUCUCACGCAACGAGAUGGGCUCCUAUCUGUGCAUUGCCUCCAAUGGAGUGCCCCCAUCGGUUUCCAAGCGCAUCUCGCUUAGCAUACACUUUCAUCCCGUCAUACAAGUGCCGAAUCAAUUAGUCGGAGCACCGCUUGGCACUGAUGUUCAAAUCGAGUGUCACGUUGAGGCCUCGCCCAAAUCAAUUAACUACUGGAUUAAGGAUACCGGUGAAAUGAUUGUUUCGUCGAGCAAAUACCAUGUGCAGGAGCACUCGCAGUCGAUGUACGAAACGAAAAUGUCAAUGAUUGUGCGAAAAUUUCAGAAGGACGACGUCGGCUCGUACCGCUGCAUUGCGAAAAACUCACUGGGCGAAGUUGACAGCAGCAUCCGGCUAUACGAAAUCCCGGGACCGAAUCGUAAAAAUCCUUCAAAUAGCAAAGGAAACGGAGGCGCUGGCAGCGCUGCCGGCAACGCCGCCGACACGGAUGCCAAUGACAUUUUAAAACUGAAACAACAAGUCAAAGUCACCUACCAGCCGGAGGACGACGAGCUAUAUGGCUCGGCCGAGGAUUUCGAGGAUGGCGAAUUCGCCGGGUCGCCGCCGUUAUCGCCGCACCAUUACUACACCAGCGGCAAUAAGCCACCGACACAUAAGCCCGGCGGCAGCGGUGGCGGCCAUCAGCAUCAGCACCACCAUCACCCACAGCAGACAUCAACGGGCGGCGGUGGCGCCAGCUCCAUUGAGCUGGCAUUCGGCAGUGGCCAACUGAGCGGCGCUGGCAACACACGUAAGCCGACCUAUUACGGUGGCAGCGGCGUCGCUGGGGGCGUUGGUGGCGUCACGGGCAACACGGAAGUGCGCGGCCCCAUGGACAACAACGAACGCAGCACCGCUGGCGCACCACAUCGCGCCUUCAGCCCGGCCAGCUAUCGGCUCCACUCGCCAUAUCGUCAAUGGCUGUGGCUGUCCCACUGUCGACAGCCGCUCUUAAUGGGUUUGUCCGGCUUAGUUGCGGCGCUCAGACUGUUAUAA